GAGGAGUUGCAAUGCAACACCAGGAUACACGAGGGAAAGGGAGAGGGAAAGGGAGAGGGAAGGGAGAGGGAAAGGGAGAGGGAAAGGGAGAGGGAAAGGGAGAGGGAAAGGGAGAGGGAAGGGAGAGGCAAGGGAGAGGGAAAGGGAGAGGGAAAGGGAGAGGGAAAGGGAGAGGGAAAGGGAGAGGGAAGGGAGAGGCAAAGGGAGAGGGAAGGGAGAGGGAAAGGGAGAGGGAGAGGAGAGGGAAAGGGAGAGGGAGGGAGAGGGAAAGGGAGAGGGAAAGGGAGAGGGAAAGGGAGAGGGAAAGGGAGAGGGAAAGGGAGAGGAAAGGGGGGGAAAGGGAGAGGAAAGGGAGAGGGAAGGGAGAGGCAAGGGAGAGGGAAAGGGAGAGGGAAAGGGAGAGGGAAAGGGAGAGGGAAGGGAGAGGGAAGGGAGAGGGAAAGGGAGAGGGAAAGGGAGAGGGAAAGGGAGAGGGAAAGGGAGAGGGAAGGGAGAGGGAGAGGGAAAGGGAGAGGGAAAGGGAGAGGGAAAGGGAGAGGGAAGGGAGAGGCAAAGGGAGAGGGAAAGGGAGAGGGAAAGGGAGAGGGAGAGGGAGAGGGAAAGGGAGAGGGAAGGGAGAGGGAAAGGGAGAGGGAAAGGGAGAGGGGAAAGGGAGAGGGAAAGGGAGAGGGAAAGGGAGAGGGAAGGGGAGGCAAAGGGAGAGGGAAAGGGAGAGGGAAAGGGAGAGGGAAAGGGAGAGGCAAAGGGAGAGGGAAGGGAGAGGGAAAGGGAGAGGGAAAGGGAGAGGGAAGGGAGAGGGAAAGGGAGAGGGAAAGGGAGAGGGAAAGGGAGAGGGAAAGGAGAGGGAAGGGAGAGGCAAAGGGAGAGGGAAAGGGAGAGGGAAAGGAGAGGGAAAGGGAGAGGGAAAGGGAGAGGGAAGGGAGAGGCAAAGGGAGAGGGAAAGGGAGAGGGAAAGGGAGAGGGAGAGGGAGGAGGGAAAGGGAGAGGGAAAGGGAGAGGGAAAGGGAGAGGGAAAGGGAGAGGGAAAGGGAGAGCGAAAGGGAGAGGGAAGGGAGAGGGAAAGGGAGAGGGAAAGGGAAAGGGAAGGGAGAGGGAAAGGGAGAGGGAAAGGGAGAGGGGGAAAGGGAGGAGAGGGAGAAAGGGAGAGGGAAGGGAGAGGGCAAAGGGAGAGGGAAAGGGAGAGGGAAAAGGGAGGAGGGAAGGGAGAGGAAAGGGAGAGGGAAAGGGAGAGGAAAGGGAGAGGGAAAGGGAGAGGGAAAGGGAGAGGGAAAGGGAGAGGAAAGGGAGAGGGAAAGGAGAGGGAAAGGGAGAGGGAAAGGGAGAGGGAAAGGGAGAGGGAAAGGAGAGGGAAAGGGAGAGGGAAAGGGAGAGGGAAAGGGAGAGGAAAGGGAGAGGGAAAGGGAGAGGGGGGAGAGGGAAAGGGAGGGAAGGGAGAGGGAAGGAGGGGAAAGGGAGAGGGAAGGGAGAGGGAAAGGGAGAGGAAAGGGAGAGGGAAGGGAGAGGGAAAAGGGAGAGGGAAAGGGAGAGGGAAAGGGAGAGGGAGAGGGAGAGGGAAAGGGAGAGGGAAGGGAGAGGGCAAAGGGAGAGGGAAAGGGAGAGGGAAAGGGAGAGGGAAAGGGAGAGGGAAAGGGAGAGGGAAAGGGAGAGGGAAAGGGAGAGGGAAAGGGAGAGGGAAAGGGAGAGGGAAAGGGAGAGGGAAAGGAGAGGAAAGGGAGAGGAAGGGAGAGGGAAAGGGAGAGGGAAAGGGAGAGGGAAAGGGAGAGGGAAGGGAGAGGGAAAGGGAGAGGGAAGGGGAGGGAAAGGGAGAGGGAAAGGGAGAGGGAAAGGGAGAGGGAAAGGGAGAGGGAAAGGGAGAGGGAAAGGGAGAGGGAAAGGGAGAGGGGAAAGGGAGAGGGAAAGGGAGAGGAAGGGAGAGGGAAAGGAGAGGGAAAGGGAGAGGAAGGGAGAGGGAAGGGAGAGAGGGAAAGGGAGAGGGAAAGGGAUAGGGAAGGGAGAGGGAAAGGGAGAGGGAAAGGGAGAGGGAAAGGGAGAGGGAAAGGGAGAGGGAAAGGGAGAGGGAAAGGGAGAGGGAAAGGGAGAGGGAAAGGGAGAGCGAAAGGGAGAGGGAAGGGAGAGGGAAAGGGAGAGGGAAAGGGAAAGGGAAGGGAGAGGGAAAGGGAGAGGGAAAGGGAGAGGGAAGGGAGAGGCAAAGGGAGAGGGAAAGGGAGAGGGAAAGGGAGAGGGAAAGGGAGAGGGAAAGGAGAGGGAAGGGAGAGGGAAAGGGAGAGGGAAAGGGAGAGGGAAGGGAGAGGGAAAGGGAGAGGGAAAGGGAGAGGGAAAGGGAGAGGGAAAGGGAGAGGGAAAGGGAGAGGGAAGGGAGAGGGAAAGGGAGAGGGGAAGGGAGAGGGAAAGGGAAAGGAAGGGAGAGGGAAGGGAGAGGGAAGGGAGAGGAAGGGAGAGGGAAGGGAGAGGGAAGGGAGAGGGAAGGGAGAGGGAAGGGAGAGGGAAGGGAGAGGGAAAGGGAGAGGGAAGGGAGAGGGAAAGGGAGAGGGAAGGGAGAGGGAAGGGAGAGGAGGGGCAACACGCUUCUCUAGCAUGCAUCCCUAUCUAACUGUCAGUUUUUUGCUAACGCGACCUUCCUACGCUGCUGCUACUCUUCCAUGACAACUAAUCCCUGGCACAUAUC
This is a messenger RNA of Closterium sp. NIES-67, 2665 nucleotides long. NCBI's taxonomy places the organism in Eukaryota, Viridiplantae, Streptophyta, Zygnematophyceae, Desmidiales, Closteriaceae. The record is from the annotation of a GenBank genome assembly.